AUGGCUCAGAUGAUCGAAGUGAUACUAAACGACCGUUUGGGACGGAAAAUACGCGUAAAGUGCAAUAGCGACGAUACGAUUUUGGAUUUAAAGAAACUUGUCGCUGCUCAAACUGGUAAGAAUUUGUGA
Molecule: messenger RNA, 129 nt
Organism: Theileria equi strain WA
Lineage: Eukaryota; Apicomplexa; Aconoidasida; Piroplasmida; Theileriidae
Product: ubiquitin, putative
Exons: 2
Coding region: 1-129 (42 amino acids)
Biological process (GO): mRNA splicing, via spliceosome; protein modification process
Cellular component (GO): nucleus; cytoplasm
Molecular function (GO): protein tag activity
Source: RefSeq, a predicted model, not a curated record